Messenger RNA from Phragmites australis (common reed), 1037 nucleotides. RefSeq names its product nucleoside diphosphate kinase 3-like. The record is from RefSeq and is a predicted model, not a curated record. The transcript is spliced from 7 exons. Gene Ontology annotation, molecular function: nucleoside diphosphate kinase activity. The coding region runs from base 95 to 835 and encodes 246 amino acids. Lineage: Eukaryota; Viridiplantae; Streptophyta; Magnoliopsida; Poales; Poaceae. Gene Ontology annotation, biological process: CTP biosynthetic process; GTP biosynthetic process; UTP biosynthetic process.
CGACAAGGAGCUUCCCCUCCACUCCUCACUCCUGCCUGCCCAUUAAUUCCAAAUCCAAUCCCUCCUCGCUGUUACGAAACCCUACCCUCCAGCCAUGAGCUCCUCUUCCAAGCUCUACCAGUCCGCUUCCAAGGCCGCCAGGUCCCUCCUCUCCGCCGUCUCUCAGGCCCAGCGCUCCUCCUCCUCCUCCGUACUCACCGCUGAGGGUCGGAACGCUGCGCUCGCCACGCUCACCAAUCUGGGCAGGAAGACCCUCCCCACCGUCUACUCCUACCACAAGGCCGGCGGAUCCCACCGCCACGCCCAUGGAUGGGGAUGGCUCGCCGCCGUCCCCGCAGCUGUUUACAUGCUGCAGGACCAGGAGGCUCAUGCUGCAGAGAUGGAGCGUACCUUUAUCGCCAUCAAGCCUGACGGCGUCCAAAGGGGCCUGAUUUCUGAGAUCGUAUCCCGAUUUGAGAGAAAAGGGUACAAGCUUGUUGCCAUCAAGCUGAUUGUUCCAUCCAAAGAAUUUGCUCAGAAGCACUAUCAUGAUCUCAAAGACAGACCUUUCUUCAAUGGAUUGUGCGACUUUCUAAGCUCUGGCCCAGUACUUGCGAUGGUUUGGGAAGGAGAGGGUGUUAUCAAGUAUGGGAGAAAGCUAAUUGGCGCUACAGACCCGCAGAAAUCUGAACCAGGAACUAUCAGGGGUGAUCUUGCUGUUGUUGUUGGAAGAAACAUCAUUCAUGGAAGCGAUGGCCCGGAGACAGCAAAGGAUGAAAUUGCUCUCUGGUUUGAGCCCAAGGAGCUUGUCUCUUACACCAGCAACACAGAGAAGUGGAUUUACGGGGUGAACUAACGGGUGAAUCAUUUCGUUUUUCAUUUCCUCUUGCUUUUCAUAAUUGCCGAUAGACCAAGGCAGAAUGUAAUAAGGUUGUGUACGUCACUUUUGAGUUGGAUUAUGACCAUCUGAUGCAAUAAGGCCGGAGGAAAUGUACCUUCAAAUGUAGAGCGUGCACUGAGUAAUCGUGAUGUUCAAAUCAAGCUAUCACCUUCAGUCA